Nycticebus coucang (slow loris) is the source of this 6780-nucleotide messenger RNA. RefSeq names its product zinc finger protein 627 (gene ZNF627). Gene Ontology annotation, molecular function: RNA polymerase II transcription regulatory region sequence-specific DNA binding; DNA-binding transcription factor activity, RNA polymerase II-specific. Gene Ontology annotation, cellular component: nucleus. Gene Ontology annotation, biological process: regulation of transcription by RNA polymerase II. Bases 120 to 1547 code for a protein of 475 amino acids. Lineage: Eukaryota; Metazoa; Chordata; Mammalia; Primates; Lorisidae. The record is from RefSeq and is a predicted model, not a curated record. The transcript is spliced from 4 exons.
CUGGCGUCUAGGUUUCUCCCGGAGGCCCCGGUGUCUCCUUCUCAGACUCCGUAGCGCCGAGCUCUGCCCCGGUCGCGGGAAUCUCAGGGAGGACACCGGCCCACCCUGGGAACCGGAAGAUGGAUCCACUGGUCUUUGAAGAUGUGGCUGUGAACUUCACUCUGGAGGAGUGGGCUUUACUGGAUCCUUCCCAAAAGAAUCUGUACCGAGAUGUGAUGGAAGAAACCUUCAGGAAUCUGGCUUCUAUAGGAGAAAAAUGGGAAGAUGAGAACGUUGAAGAUCAGUAUGGAAAUCCCAGAAGAAAUCAAAGGAGUCAUAUUUUAGAAAGACUCUAUGAAAGUAAAGAAGGUGGUCAGUGUGGAGAAACCUUCAGCCAAAUUCCAGAUCACAUGCUGAACAAGAAAACUCCUCCUAUAGUAAAGCCAUUAGGAAGCAGUGUGUGUGGAGAAGUUGGCAUGAGUCAUUCAUCCCUUAAUAGGCACAUCAGAUCUGACAGUGGGACCAAACCAAAUGAGUAUCAGGAAUAUGGAAAGAAGCCAUAUAAACGUAAGCAAUGUGAAAAAGCUGUCAAUUAUCACCACUCCUUUCCAGCACGUGAAAGGACUCAGUCUGGAGGGAAACCCUAUGAUUGUAAGGAAUGUGGAGAAACCUUCAUUUCCCUUGUAAGCAUUCGAAGACACAUGGUAACACACAAUGGAGGUGUACCUUAUAAAUGUAAGGUGUGUGGGAAAGCCUUUGACUAUCCUAGUUUAUUUCGGAUACAUGAAAGAAGUCACACUGGAGAGAAACCCUAUGAAUGCAAGCAAUGUGGGAAGGCCUUCAGUUGUUCCAGUUACAUCCGAAUACAUGAAAGGACUCAUACUGGAGAUAAACCCUAUGAAUGCAAGCAAUGUGGGAAAGCCUUCAGUUGUUCCAAGUACAUUCGAAUACAUGAAAGGACUCACACUGGAGAGAAACCUUACGAAUGUAAACAUUGUGGUAAAGCCUUUAGAUGUGCCAGUUCUGUUCGAAGUCAUGAAAGGACUCACACAGGAGAGAAACUUUUUGAAUGUAAGGAAUGUGGGAAGGCCUUGACUUGUCUUGCAAGUGUUCGAAGACACAUGAUAAAGCACACUGGUAAUGGACCUUAUAAGUGUAAGGUAUGUGGCAAAGCCUUUGAUUUUCCCAGUUCAUUUAGAAUACAUGAAAGAACACACACUGGAGAGAAACCUUAUGAAUGUAAGGAAUGUGGGAAAGCCUUCAGUUGUUCCAGUUCCUUUCGAAAACAUGAAAGAAUUCACACAGGAGAGAAACCCUAUAAAUGUACAAAAUGUGGGAAAGCCUUCAGUCGGUCCAGUUACUUUCGAAUACAUGAAAGAACUCAUACUGGAGAGAAACCCUAUGAGUGUAAGCAAUGUGGGAAAGCCUUCAGUCGAUCCACUUACUUUCGAAUACAUGAAAGAACUCAUACUGCAGAGAAACUCUAUGAGAACCCUAACCCUAGCCCUUCAGUUGUCCCAGUUCCUUUUAUAAGCAUGAAUGGAGUCACACUGAGAGAAACUCUAUGAAAGUAAGAAUUUUAGACAAUUCCUCUCAGUUUCUUUUGAAUGCAUGAAAAUAUUCACAGCAGAGAAAGACCCUAUGAGAUAAUUGGCUUUGAAUUAUGAGAAGCUUGGAUCUCUGAAUUGUCUUUCGUCAGUGUUGGUAGUGUUAGGAACUAGAUUUACCAGAAUCCAUUGCACUUAUGAUUCCUUGGUACAGUUCACUAGUAACUAUCUUCCAUGAGAUUUGAAAGGCAGAAGUGAAGAAGGCAUUAGUCACAGUUUCAAGACACCAUCCAGGGAGACAGCCAGAUUCAUGCAAGCUGUGCAAACACCUGUUUACAGCCCAUUUUUCCUGAUUCUUUGGCUUGCCAAUCAAGAGUAUCCUUAAACUACUUGACUUCCAUUUUCUUGGAGGUACAUGUCUCCAGAAGUCCUAGACUGAGUAUCCUCAAACUCCUGGCCUCAAGUGAUCCUCUGGUUCAGCCUCUUGACUUGCUAGGAUUACAGGUGUGCACCACCAUGCCUAGCCCCACACUGAACAUCCAUCUGCACUGUGGUUUGCCUUCAGACAUUAUCCGUGGUUGUGUACUAGGCAACCAAUUUAGACUGACACGAUUGGGAGUAUAUUCUCCAAUACUUAACUCACCUAGUCUAUAAACUGAAUUGAUAUAAGGUCUAAUUUGUGUAGUAAGCACCUUUGUUCAUACUGGUAGUGACUGUUCCUGAUUGAGCAUGACAGCUACAAUGCUACCAUCAAAACCAACUAGAUGGGAGCUUGUUCCUGUACAGUGACUGGUCUCAUCCUGUACUUUCUUGUAAGAGUAAGCGUCUUCUUAUCUUUAAGACUGUGGGUGUUUCCUGUCACAGCUGAAUGUAAUAUCUCAAUUUAUCUUCAGUUAUGUUUGAUUGUAUGUGAUGAAAAACAAUAUGAAUUUUUUAUUCAAACAAGGUUUUUGUGCAUGUUUCUUAGAAAUAUUUUAUGAACUGUUUUCACUCUUGGAAGUGGUCAAGUUUAUAAUUUUAGCAAGUUAUUUGUAAAACAUUGUGAAGUCAGUAUUACCAUGUGCAUACAAUAUCAGGAAUUUUUUUCUCAUGUAAAUGUUACUUUUCAUGCUUAUAUAGUUACAACUUUUAUCUUGAUAGGAAUUUGUCAUGUACUCGCAAUAUCAAAAUUAAAUCAUACUGUUGUGUGUGCCUUCUUGCUAGAGACCAUAACUAUUUCCAAAAGGGUAUAAUAAAUUGUAGUAAUAAUUAAGACCACAAAUCAUAAAUGAUUGUGUGGUUUAUCAGUAAGAGAGUACUCAGAAGAAUUACUUAUAAGAUUUGUUCUUUUUUUUUCUUUUUUUUUUGUAGUUUUUGGCCAGGGCUGGGUUUGAACCCACCACCUCCGGCAUAUGGGCCCAGCGCCCUACCCCUUUGAGCCACAGGCACCACCCCAAGAUUUGUUCUUAUUUUAGGUUGAUUCAUUUCUAUUCAAGGAAGGAAGUCAUUUUUAUGUAUUGGAUGCAGUGAAAGGUAAACUUAGUUCUAUCCUUGGUAAUCAUAAUCUUACCUGGAAGGGAGAAGGCAUAGAGUAGAGGUAAACCUAAUUCAUGAGAAAUAACCAGUGAGUCACGUUAUUGAGAAGAGGGGAAAUUUGUGUCUUUUUUAUGAUUUGGAAUAUGUUCUUUCCACCAGUUUCUUUUUUUAUUAAAGAUUACUUUUUUCAUUAAUGAUGUUCUAGUACUAAGAAGUUUUACAGAAUUCCCUUGUAUUCAUCUUGAUCUUUCAUAAUCACUGGGGAGGAUUAUCUCAUGUUGCAGAUAUGUGACAUGUUUAUCUUCAACCAUGUAAGACUUGGCCUUGUGUCUGGGCGAGGCUUAUGCCUGUAAUCCUAGCACUCUGGGAGGCUGAGGUGGGAGGAUCGGUGGUUGAGCUCAGGAUGCUGUGACCUAGGCUCACACAACAGCAUUUUAGCCUGGGCAAAAGAGUGAGUCUGAGACUCCGUCUCAAAAAAGAAAAAAAGAAAAGACAGCCUGGUGAGGAUAAACCAACUCUGGAGCUUUUAGGCCCAUUUUUGCUGUUAUUAUUUCUGAAUGCUUAAAUAUCUUUUACAAUGUGUCAGACACUCUUUUUUAUUGUGUACCUCGGGCAGCGCCUGUGGCUCGAGUAGGGUGCCGGCCCCAUAUGCUGAGGUUAGUGGGUUUGAGCCCAGCCCCAGCUAAAAACUGCAACCAAGAAAAAAAAAGAACCAUUGUGUACCUCAAUUGCAAUAUAUAAAUUUACUUAUUCCUUAGUAAGUUAUGUAAUACUUUAUAAUGGCUCUUCUUUAUGAAAGCUGAAUGAGGCCAAUGCGUUUGGGUAAAUUGUUGGAAUACAAGCCUAGGAAGGAAUGAAGUUAGCAUCGCCAUUGCAAUCAAAUCUUUCUUGCUCAGAUAACAUGCUUUUUAUCCUAAUUUGACCACUGUCCUCUUAAGCCAGGAUUGUAAAGUAAAAAGCAACAUGCAAAAGUUAGUUAUAUAUUUGUACACUAGCAUGGAGUAAUCCAGACACUUCGUUGAAGAUAUCCAGCAAGCUCCUGUACAGAAAAUUCCUGUUGAAACUCCUCAGAGUCCAGGAGAGCAGCAGUGACCAAGCCCUGCCUAUAUGUGGAGAUGACAUAUUUGGGCCCAGGUAAUGUCCCACAUGAGUGAAGGGUGGCUCCAUUGGCUGUCAGAUAGUAGAGGGAGUCAAGUGGAUGGAAGAGAUGGCAAUGUCAGAGUAUGAUGCUCCUGAUACCAACCAGCAUCUUAUCUUUCUCCCUUGAAGGCCAAAUCCAGUUAUAGCACUUGCCACAGAAUAGGAACACCACUACAAACAUGAUUCUCCAAAGCAUGCAUGUGGCUGUGUUAGGAUGACUGUUGGAGCAUAAGGAAUUAUGGAAGUACAGAGUGAGGGCAUAAUAGGACACAGCCAACAGCCUGGUUAUUGGCUUUGACUAUGGAAGUAUCUUGAAGCUUUACAAAAUCCCAGCAAUCACCCCAGAGAGGACCUUGAUUGAAGUACUGGCCCAAUGAGUGUUAAUAAGCCUGGAAGCUCACCGCUUUUGGAAGGCAGUGAUGUUUUUUCUAUUUUAGUUCUGAUGCUUACAGGUGUGUCCAACCUGCAGCUCACGAGUCUUGUGCAGAUUAUAGGAGGACUUUUUUGCUUAUCUGUGGUGGCAGAUAACAUGAAAAUUAUACAUGGAUCUAUUCUUUUGUUCAUCAGCGUUUGUGUAUUUAAUGUGUGGCCCAAGACAACUCUUCCAGUAUGGCACAGAGAAGCCAGAAGUUUGGACACCCCUGAUAGGGCAUAUGCUGUUCUGUAUCUGGUUAGAAAAGCAACAUUGUGAUUUGUGAGUCUUAGCAAUUUAGAAUCAAAAGUUAUUUUGGUGCUUCCUUUUGGUCGAAGAUGCCAUCUUCUGGUAAUUCACCAGAAUGAUGAACUCAAGGAAAAGAGGAGAGGCACUGAUGUGCGUUCUCUAGGCCUUUCAGAAAACAUGGAGUUGUUCCUUUGGCCACAUACACGCAAAUCUAGUAGAUGUCAAGAGUAUGGGUACUACAGGCAUGCCAAAAAGGCAUGCUACACAGAUGUCACAGGGCAAAACUGGAAGAGCCUGUAGUGUUCCCCAGCAUGCUGUUGGCAUUGUUGUAAACAAAAGCAAGAUUCUUGCCAAGGGGAUUAAUGUUGGUGUUGAGCAUAUCAAGCACUCUAAGAGCUGAGAUGGCUUACUGAAACAUGGGAAGGAAAAUGAUCAGAAAAAGAAGGAAGCCAAAGAGAAAGGUGCCUAGGUUCAACUGAAGUGCCACGCAGAAAAGUUCACUGUGAAAACCAGCAGAAAGGAGAUGGAGCUGCCAGAACCUAUUCUGUAUGGAUUUACAGCAUAAUAGACAUUCAGCGUAGCACACCGGAGAACCAGUUGAAAGGAGCAUGAGGUGCUGGAACUUACAGCCUAUGAAUUCAUGGAAGAAUAAUAGGUGUAAAAAAAUAAAUGGCUACUGUAAAAAUAUUACUCUUCGUUGAAUAGAAGGGUGGUGUCCCCUUCCUCAAAGAAAUGUUUAAAGCAAAAAGAAUUUUUUAUUGUUUCAGGUUAAUUAAGGAUACAAAGAAUUAGGUCACAAUGUUUGUAUUUGUUAGGUAAAGUCCCUCUUAUAAUUGUGUCCCUAAAUCUUACUUUAUUUAUUUAUUUUUUUUGAGACAGAGUCUCACUCUGUUGCCCCAGGGUAGUGCUGUGGCAUCAAAGCUCACAGCAACCUCAAACUCUUGGGUUCAAGCAAUCCUCUUGCCUCGGCCUCCCAAGUAGGCGGCUGCCACAAUGCCCAGCUGUUUUUAAGAGAUGGGUCUUGCUCUUGCUCAAGCUGCCCUUGAACUCAUAAGCUCAAGCAAUCCACCCGCUUUGGCCUCCCAGAGUGCUAGAAUUACAGGCAUGAGCCACCUUGCCCACCCUGCCUCACAUUUUUAUUUAUUUAUUUUAUUUAUUACUAAAUCAUAGUUGUGUACAUUAAUGCAAUCAUGGGGCACCAUUCACUGGUUUUAUACACAUUUGACAUAUUUUCUUUUCCUUUUUUUAUUGUUGGGGAUUCAUUGAGGGUACAAUAAGCCAGGUUACACCGAUCAUUUGACAUAUUUUUAUCACACUGGUUAACAUAGCCUUCCUGGCACUUUCUUAGUUAUUGUUGCCUCACAUUUUUAUUUUUAUUUUAUUUUAUUUUAUUUUUUAUUAUUAAAUCAUAGCUGUAUACAUUAAUGUGAUCAUGGGGCCCCAUACACUGGUUUUAUAGACCGUUUGACACAUUUUCAUCACACUUGUUACAAUAGCCUUCCUGGCAUUUUCUUAGUUAUUGUGUUAAGACAUUUAUAUUCUACAUUUACUAAGUUUCACAUGGACCCUUGUAAGAUGCACCACAGGUGUAAUCCCACCAAUCACCCUCCCUCCACCCAUCCUCCCCCCUCCCUCCACUCUCUCUCCCCCUUCCCACUAUUCUUAGGUUAUAACUGAGUUAAUAGCUUUCAUGUGAAAGCCAUAAAUUAGUUUCAUAGUAGGGCUGAGUACAUUGGAUACUUUUUCUUCCAUUCUUGAGAUACUUUACUAAGAAGAAUAUGUUCCAGCUCCAUCCAUGUAAACAUGAAAGAGGUAAAGUCUCCAUAUUUAUUUAAGGCUGCAUAAUAUUCCAUGGUGUAAAUAUACCACAAUUUUUUAAUCCAUUCAUGGAUUGAUGGGCACUUGGGCUUUUUCCAUGACUUAACAAUUAUGAAUUGG